Molecule: messenger RNA, 633 nt
Organism: Fusarium subglutinans
Lineage: Eukaryota; Fungi; Ascomycota; Sordariomycetes; Hypocreales; Nectriaceae
Exons: 1
Coding region: 1-633 (210 amino acids)
Source: RefSeq, a predicted model, not a curated record
AUGACCUCCGAGCAGGAACGCAACACUCGCAUCAUGGCUUGUGACAUCCAACGAUUUUAUGAAUGCGUCCAACGAGAAAAACAUGUCUUCCGCCGCUGGUUCUCUCAUUAUGAGAUCAACUUGGCCAAGUUCCUUGAACCUCAUUGCACUUUGUUCAAGGACGAACGCAACUGGCCUGAGGCCUGGUUUGACAAGGAGCGAGAACUCAUCGACGAUCUCAAAACCUUUCGACACAUGGCGAAGCAGCUCUUGCAGCAGUGGACACGAGAUGUAGCGGCUCAGAUCCUCAGUGUCCGAAACACUGCCCUCAACAAACUCUUCACUGCUGAGGAUGUCUCUCUCGCGGCCAAGCUUGAGCCUAACCCGCUUGACGGCAAGGUUGGUCCCCUGGACUGGACACAGAGUGAAAUGUCUUUUGACAAGACGCUGUCCAAGUUCCGAUUCCUUGCGAACGACAUGUUGCAGGAGAUGAAAGGUGGACCAACCAUGGAACGACCUGGUCAUCCCUGGACCCGAAUGGAGGGUUUUGAUGUGUUGAACUUUAUGAUCAAGGAUGCGGAAGAGCCUAAGUAUGAGGAUGAUGAGGAAGAUAUGUUCGAGGAUGAGAUUGUCCCAUUCUAUGGGUUCUACUAG